CAGCACCCGAGCCGGCCGGCAAGUGUGGUCUCCCGUGAGCUCACCCCGCAGCCUCCGACUCCGGUCGCUGCUGCCCGGGCGCACCGCCCUCCCUGCGCUCUCCCGGACUCGGCGCCCGCCGCUGCGCCCUCGCCGCCACUCCCGGCCGCUGACUUGUGUGCACACAGGAUCCCUGCUGGGCACAAACAGCUCCACCAUGGGGCUGCCCUGGGCACUCAGUGUCCUGUUCCUGUUACAUGUGUGUGGCUCCAACCACAUUCCAGAGUCUGGAGGAGACAACAGCGUGUUCGACAUCUUUGAACUCACGGGCGCUGCCCGCAAGGGCUCUGGGCGCCGACUGGUGAAGGGUCCUGACCCUUCCAGCCCAGCUUUCCGCAUCGAGGAUGCCAACCUGAUCCCCCCUGUGCCUGAUGACAAGUUCCAAGACCUAGUGGAUGCUGUGCGGGCCGAGAAAGGUUUCCUCCUGCUGGCCUCCCUGAGGCAGAUGAAGAAGACUCGGGGCACACUGCUGGCCGUGGAGCGGAAAGACCACUCUGGCCAGAUCUUCAGCGUGGUCUCCAAUGGCAAGGCGGGCACCCUUGACCUUAGCCUGACCGUGCAGGGCAAGCAGCAUGUGGUGUCCGUGGAAGAAGCGCUCCUGGCGACUGGCCAGUGGAAGAGCAUCACCCUGUUUGUGCAGGAGGACAGGGCCCAGCUGUACAUCGACUGUGAGAAGAUGGAGAAUGCUGAGCUGGACGUCCCCAUCCAAAGCAUCUUCACCAGGGACCUGGCUAGCAUCGCCAGACUCCGCAUCGCAAAAGGAGGUGUCAAUGACAAUUUCCAGGGGGUGCUGCAGAACGUGAGGUUUGUCUUCGGAACCACACCAGAGGACAUCCUCAGGAACAAAGGCUGCUCCAGCUCUGCCAAUGUCCUUCUCACCCUCGACAACAAUGUGGUGAAUGGUUCCAGCCCUGCCAUCCGCACUAACUACAUUGGCCACAAGACAAAGGAUCUGCAAGCCAUCUGCGGCAUCUCUUGUGACGAGCUGUCCAACAUGGUCCUGGAGCUCAGGGGCCUGCGUACCAUCGUGACCACGCUUCAGGACAGCAUCCGCAAAGUGACUGAAGAGAACAAAGAGCUGGCCAAUGAGCUGAGGAGGCCUCCCCUCUGCUACCACAAUGGAGUUCAGUACAGGAAUAACGAGGAAUGGACUGUUGAUAGCUGCACUGAGUGUCGCUGUCAGAACUCAGUCACUAUCUGCAAAAAAGUGUCCUGCCCCAUCAUGCCCUGCUCCAAUGCCACAGUUCCUGAUGGAGAAUGCUGCCCACGGUGUUGGCCCAGCGACUCUGCAGACGAUGGCUGGUCCCCAUGGUCUGAGUGGACCUCCUGCUCCGUGACAUGUGGCAAUGGAAUCCAGCAGCGUGGCCGCUCCUGUGAUAGCCUCAACAACCGAUGCGAGGGAUCCUCCGUCCAGACGCGGACCUGCCACAUUCAGGAGUGUGAUAAGAGAUUUAAACAGGAUGGCGGCUGGAGCCACUGGUCCCCGUGGUCCUCUUGCUCUGUGACGUGUGGUGAUGGUGUGAUCACAAGGAUCCGGCUCUGCAACUCGCCCAGCCCCCAGAUGAAUGGGAAACCCUGUGAAGGCGAAGCUCGGGAGACCAAAGCCUGCAAGAAAGACGCCUGCCCCAUCAAUGGAGGCUGGGGACCCUGGUCCCCGUGGGACAUCUGUUCUGUCACCUGUGGAGGAGGGGUGCAGAAACGUAGCCGGCUCUGCAACAACCCCGCACCCCAGUUUGGAGGCAAGGACUGCGUUGGUGAUGUCACAGAGAACCAGAUCUGCAACAAGCAGGACUGUCCAAUUGAUGGAUGCCUGUCCAACCCCUGCUUUGCUGGUGCUAAGUGUACUAGCUACCCUGACGGCAGCUGGAAAUGUGGUGCGUGUCCCCCUGGUUACAGCGGAAAUGGCAUCCAGUGUGAAGAUGUCGAUGAGUGCAAAGAAGUGCCUGACGCCUGCUUCACCCACAACGGAGAGCACAGGUGUAGGAACACAGACCCCGGCUACAACUGCCUGCCUUGCCCGCCGCGCUUCACUGGCUCGCAGCCCUUCGGCCAGGGCGUGGAACACGCCGCUGCCAACAAGCAGGUGUGCAAGCCCCGCAACCCCUGCACAGACGGGACGCACGACUGCAACAAGAACGCCAACUGCAACUACCUGGGCCACUACAGUGACCCCAUGUACCGCUGCGAGUGCAAGCCCGGCUACGCUGGCAAUGGCAUCAUCUGCGAGGAGGACACAGACCUGGACGGCUGGCCCAACGAGGACCUGGUGUGCGUGGCCAAUGCAACUUACCACUGCAAAAAGGAUAAUUGCCCCAACCUCCCCAACUCGGGCCAGGAAGACUAUGACAAGGAUGGAGUUGGCGAUGCCUGUGAUGAUGAUGAUGACAAUGAUAAAAUUCCAGAUGAUAGGGACAACUGUCCAUUCCAUUACAACCCAGCCCAGUAUGACUAUGACAGAGAUGAUGUGGGAGACCGCUGUGACAACUGUCCCUACAACCACAACCCAGAUCAGGCUGACACAGACAACAACGGGGAAGGAGACGCCUGCGCUGCAGACAUUGAUGGGGAUGGUAUCCUCAAUGAGCGAGACAACUGCCAGUAUGUCUACAACGUGGACCAGAGGGACACAGAUAUGGAUGGGGUUGGAGAUCAGUGUGACAACUGCCCCCUGGAACACAAUCCAGAUCAGCUCGACUCAGACUCAGACCGCAUUGGAGAUACCUGUGACAACAAUCAGGAUAUUGACGAAGAUGGCCACCAGAACAACCUGGACAACUGUCCCUAUGUGCCCAAUGCCAACCAAGCUGACCAUGACAAAGAUGGCAAGGGAGAUGCCUGCGACCACGAUGAUGACAAUGAUGGCAUUCCUGAUGACAGGGAUAACUGCAGACUCGUGCCCAAUCCCGACCAGAAGGACUCUGAUGGUGAUGGUCGAGGUGAUGCUUGCAAAGAUGAUUUUGACCAUGACAAUGUGCCAGAUGUUGAUGAUAUCUGUCCUGAAAACGUUGAUAUCAGUGAAACCGAUUUCCGCCGAUUCCAGAUGAUUCCUCUAGAUCCCAAAGGGACAUCCCAAAAUGAUCCUAACUGGGUUGUACGCCAUCAGGGUAAAGAACUCGUCCAAACUGUCAACUGUGAUCCUGGACUUGCUAUAGGUUAUGAUGAGUUUAAUGCUGUGGACUUCAGUGGCACCUUCUUCAUCAACACCGAGAGGGACGAUGACUACGCUGGGUUUGUGUUUGGCUACCAGUCCAGCAGCCGCUUCUAUGUUGUGAUGUGGAAGCAAGUCACCCAGUCCUACUGGGACACCAACCCUACAAGGGCUCAGGGAUACUCAGGCCUUUCUGUGAAAGUCGUGAACUCCACCACGGGGCCUGGCGAGCACCUGCGGAAUGCCCUGUGGCACACAGGAAACACCCCUGGCCAGGUGCGCACCCUGUGGCAUGACCCUCGUCACAUAGGCUGGAAAGACUUCACCGCCUACAGAUGGCGUCUCAGCCACAGGCCAAAGACAGGUUUCAUUAGAGUGGUGAUGUAUGAAGGGAAGAAAAUCAUGGCUGACUCAGGACCCAUCUAUGACAAAACCUAUGCUGGUGGCAGGCUAGGGUUGUUUGUCUUCUCUCAAGAAAUGGUGUUCUUCUCCGACCUGAAAUAUGAAUGCAGAGAUUCAUAAUCAUCCAACUGUUGAUCAAAAGACUGAUCAUAACCGAUGCUGGUAUUGCACCUUCUGGAACCAUGGGCUUAAGAAAACCCCCAGGAUCUCUCCUCCCUGCCUUCCUUUUUUCUCUGCUUGCAUCAGUGUGGACUCCUAGAACAUGUGACUUGCCUCAAGAAAAUGCAAUUUCCCAAAUCAGACUCAGCAUUCAGCCUCUGAAUGAGAAGAGACUCUUACAAAAAUAUAAACUUUGUGCUUUUGAAAAAGCAAAAGCAUCCACUUGCUUCAGUGGGAAGGUGCCCGCUCCACUGGGCUUUUGUCACGGUGCAGGGUGCUCUUAUGAGGCCCUUCUGAGCAGUGGACUCAAAAGCGUUUUCAGGCAUGUGAGAGAAGGGAGGACUCACUAGAAUUAGCAAACCAAACCACCCCGACACACUCCCUCAGGACUAGGGGGAACAUGGGCCAAACCCUGAGGGGUGGGCGCGUAUCCAAGAGAUGAUUGUAUGAAGAAAAUAUGGAGGAACUGUUACAUGUUUGGUACUAAAUCAUUUUCAGGGGAUCGAAAGACUAUGGCUGGAUUUCAUGAUGCUGACCGGUGUUAGCUGACUAACCCACAUAAAUAGGCACUUAAAUAGAAGCAGGGAAGGGAGGGCAAGAUUGGCUUCUGGACUUCCUCUCGGAUCCCCACCCCUUACACAUCACCUUUAGUGACCGAGGAGGGAGUCAGAAGUAAACCAGUGUAAGGCAGUGCUGGCUGCUUCUGCCUGGUUACAUUGAAACUGUUGGUUUUCUUCCAGAUGUAGCUCGUGCAGAUGUAGCAGGAAAAUAAGAAAACCUACCAUCUCAGUGAGCACCGGGCUGCCUCCCAAGGGAGGGGCAGCCGGGCUUGUAUUUUUAUGGUUAGAAAGGCACAAAAAUAUUAUCAACUUAACUAAAACAUUCCUCUUCUCUCUUUUUCUCCUGAAUAUCAUAGAUUUCCAGUUCUCUUUUGGACUGUAAGUUUUUGUUUUACAAAUGCUUUACAAUGUAAAAUAUUUAUUUUUUACCUAUUCUGGAGGAUCUGUCUGAAAGACUAUUCAUGGAACAGGAAGAAGCAUGAGGAUUAUCCGUGUCAUCUUUGUUAUGAGUCUUCAUGACUGUAAGAUUGUAAAUACAGAUUAUUUAUUAACUCUGUUCUACCUGGAAUCUAGGUUUGGUAUGGAAAGUAUCUGAGAGCAGGUAGUCGAGAUUUACGAGGAAGGCUCUCACAGGAGCUGUACAAGGAGAACAGCACAGUCAGCUGCUCUUCACUCUGUGCGUAGAAUGAAUGAUUUGGGAUUCUUUUUUUCUUCUCCCCUUGUUUGUUUUGUCUUUUCAAGUGGAAUUAGUUGGUUGUCCAUUUGCAAGUGUUGUUAGAUUGCAAAGAAAGCCAGGAGGUCUUCGAUACUGUUUUACCCCAUCCCUUGUGCCUAUUUCCAGGAAGAAGAAAAGCAUCUACGCUUAUAUUUUUUUUUUCAUUUUUCCAAACGAGAAAAAAAGGACAAAGGUGAAACUUAUAUACAAAUAUUACCUCAUUUGUUGUGUGACUGAGUAAAGAAUUUUUGGAUCAAACAGAAGGAGUUUAAGUGUCUAACAAACUAGCUACUGUAGUACCUAAAAAAGUCAAUGUUGUACAUAGUAUAAAAUUCUUUGCAGAAAAGUAUUCCCAAUAAGGAAAUAGCAUUGAAAUGUUCAAUACAUUUUCUGAAAGUUAUGUUUUUUCUAUCAUCUUGUAUGCCAUUGCUUUAUUUUUAUAAAUUAUUUUCUCAUUGCCAUUGGAAUAGAUAUCUCAGAUUGUGUAGAUAUGCUAUUUAAAUAAUUUAUCAGGAAAUACUGCCUGUAGAGUUAGUAUUUCUAUUUUUAUAAAAUGUUUGCACACUGAAUUGAAGAAUUGUUGGUUUCUUUUUUGUUUUUGAUUUGUUUUUUGCUUGUUACCCCCCGCUGCCCCCUAGUUUUUACUAUUUGCCAAUACCUUUUUCUAGGAAUGUGCUUUUUUUGUACACAUUUUUAUCCAUUUUACAUUCUAAAGCAGUGUAAGUUGUAUAUUACUGUUUCUUAUGUACAAGGAACAACAAUAAAUCAUAUGGGAAUUUAUAUUUA
Molecule: messenger RNA, 5809 nt
Organism: Ceratotherium simum simum (southern white rhinoceros)
Lineage: Eukaryota; Metazoa; Chordata; Mammalia; Perissodactyla; Rhinocerotidae
Gene: THBS1
Product: thrombospondin 1
Biological process (GO): cell adhesion; negative regulation of angiogenesis
Cellular component (GO): extracellular region
Molecular function (GO): protein binding; calcium ion binding
Source: RefSeq, a predicted model, not a curated record